Molecule: messenger RNA, 2377 nt
Organism: Hypoxylon fragiforme
Lineage: Eukaryota; Fungi; Ascomycota; Sordariomycetes; Xylariales; Hypoxylaceae
Exons: 1
Coding region: 606-2210 (534 amino acids)
Source: RefSeq, a predicted model, not a curated record
GGUGAGUAUGCCAUGAGGCGCGGACAGCAGCUACAAAAAUAAAAAAUGGGAGGCCUGCCAAAGAAAGGGGUUCAUGAUACAUAUGACAAUCGCAUUGUCACUGCAGAAUCUCAUUGUGUAAGCUUUCAAUGGGAUUUAUGAAUUCUGCUCUUUGCUUCACGUCCCUAGUUGGCCCUUAUUGAUAGCCCUCUUUGUUGCCGCAUCCGUCACUCUGCUCGCUACUUCACAAAGCUUUCAAAGGCAACAUGGCUCGACUGAAAAAGUAUCCCUCAACUUCUAAUUACGAAGUGAGACUCAAGCAGUAUGUACAACGAUACUGGUCAUACAUCGUGGCUUUCACUCCAUUAAAUCAAAGCUACGAUGACUGUAUCAUGGAACAUGAAACAAGAUACCGAACAAACUAAGAAGUUGUAUCGAGACUGUUUAUAUAUAUCCAUUUCAUACAUAAGAUCCUGUCCCACCUGGUAGAGAUCAUAAAAUUUACUACAACACUGAAUCAACACGACACUCAACUUACCUAAACGUUGGUAACUAGGAAGUUGGAAAGUUGAAUAGGUAUAAUCUAUAAACAGUCGAAGUUAAUAACGCAAGCCAUCCCAUCAAAGAUGCCUUCUGGGGUUCCUACAUCCGCCGCUCGGCUCGUUCGAAACGAUUUCCUCGAUUAUGGCUGGGGAUCGACCCUUAGCGCUGAGACAACCAAAACUAUCAGGGCAAUCAAGGAGGAUGCCAGUGCGAUGUAUCGCAUGCAGAUAUGCAGGGACCGCCCUAUCAGCGACAUCAGCAUUUUCACGGCCUUGUUUUGGCAGCACCGACACAUGGCCGACCCCAGCAUCGUCUCAACGCCGUGGGUGACCAGGGGCGCCGAGCAAAGCUGUGGGCUGUUUUUAGACGAUACCGUACUUUUCGAGGAAGGCUUCGACCACAUUCGGAGCACAAGAUGUGACACCUCGACCCUAUUAGUACACCAGUUCUUUGGGAACAUCCGCGAGCGCGAGUUCGUGUUGUGGCCCGUCCCCACGAGCAUGAACAGCAGCACGGGCGUGAACAGCAAUUGGGUGACCAUCAUACUACACCUGCGGCCGUCCAAGGGCGCAAGAACAGACUCGGGAGAGUACACUGACCGCGUAGUUACCGAGUAUACCAUCGUCGACCCAUCCCGCGAAGGCCGCGACGCUCGGAAAAAGUUCGUGGAGGCCCGACUAGCACAGGUUCUGAGAGAGGGUAGCAUUGGAUUCUGCCCUAGUAAAUUCCGACCCUUUCAUACCCCGGACGUCGAGGAGACCUGGGCUACGGGACACGUCGCCUACGCUAUCUGCCGGGAAGUCCUGCGCCGACUGAAGACUCUAGUGUAUCGAAGAAUGCGCCAAAAGGGAGGCGGAGAAGUAUCGACCGACUUCGUUUUUGCAGACUUCGAAGAGCAUUACGACGUAGACGAGUACAGGCAGUCGAUGAUGUCUUCGUGUGCAAACCACACGAUCGAAAAGUCCGGGUAUAUCGUUCGUGUCGGUCUCGAUGUGCCUGGGCCCAAGUCUAGGCACAUUCCGGACAAUUUGAAGAAUCAUGCCCAAGGAUACAACACGAUGUCUGAUGAAGUGUUCUUGGAUUCAAAUUCAAAGGAUCUAGUCCUUAUUAAAAUAGGAGAGCCCGAGCCUGUAGUGGAACAAUCGCCAGAAUCUGAUGUCGAUGAGUCCGAUAUUGACCAACCCGACCCGGAAGAAACACCCCAGGAGGAGUCGGCAAAGCGGAAUGAUGAUCAAAGGCCAGAGCAAGUAAACGAAGUAGAUGAAGUAGACGAAGUAAACGAAAUAUCGAAGGCUCAAGUGGUCACAGAUGAAGAUGUUGAGCCUAUGGACUUAGAUGACCAGAGAGACACUGAAGACCUGUUCCAAGAAGACCAGCCGGACCAGGGGCCUACGCCGGAAACGCAGGCCGAAGAACCUGAGGACUCUGGACUGAUCCAGAGCAUGUACGAGAACAACCCACCUUCUCGAACAAUAGAUAUCCCAGCUCUAAAAGUACUCAAUUCAUUCAUACAAGUAUCAGAGGAUGGGGAGGCAAGCGCAAUUGACGACGAUGAAAUUAUCCCAGAGACCCCAGGUAUAUCUCCUCCUGGGGACGUAGAAGAGAAAGAUUACACGCAAACAAAGCGCCCUCUAUUCGACGCCGAAGACCCUGAAUCGAAGAGGGUAAAGGUGGAUGAUGUGGAAUAAGGGGACUAAGCAUACAAGGCGUUGGCGGUUUUUUUCUUUUCUCUUCCACCGUGAAGACACCAUUUUACUUAAGCUACUCGGUGUGGGAUUUACUAGGUACGUUACGCUACUUAGUGGCGACAAGGCUGGUGCACAUAAGAGUGUAGAUAUUUGUUUAUAGAAGUUUU